CUGAUAAUGUUUCUACUUAUGCUGAGUGAUAAUGCAUAGAAUUUAUUUGUUGUGGGAUUGUGCAUUUUUACAGGUAUAUCUAAUGGUUUUUGAUUAGUUAUAUUACCUUUUCACCUGUGAAGUUUUUUAUUUUCUUGUUUUGUAGCCUGUUUCUGGAGCAGUACAGAUUACAGAAAUCCUUUGUUCCCAAUUGCGAAGGAAAACCGGAAUUAUAUUAUGGAAGGAGAAAACCAAACAGUUCUGUUUGAGUUUAUCAUCUUGGGAUUCUCCAACUUAAAAGAGUUACAAUUUUUACUUUUCACCAUCUUCCUUGUAACUUAUAUCUGUACUUUGGGAGGAAAUAGCUUCAUAAUUUUGGUAACCAUGACUAAUCUGCACCUGCACACGCCUAUGUAUUUUUUUCUGGAAAACUUAGCUUUUCUUGACAUCUGCUACACCACCACCAAUGUUCCCCAGAUGAUGGCGCAUCUUCUGUCAGAGAAAAAAAGCAUUUCCUAUUUAGGUUGCAUGGCACAACUUUUUGCAUUUAUUUUUUUUGUUGGCUCAGAGUCCCUGCUCCUGGCAGCAAUGGCAUAUGAUCGCUACAUUGCAAUCUGUAAGCCCUUGAGGUAUUCAGUUAUUAUGAACAAGGUUCUGUAUAGCCAGUUAGCAGCCUCCUGCUGGUCUGGUGGUUUCCUCAAUUCAGCAGUGCACACAGUACUGGCAUUCCGCCUGCCCUUCUGUGGCAACAAUCAGAUUAAUUAUUUCUUCUGUGAUAUACCUCCUUUGUUGGUCUUGUCUUGCGGGGACACUUCUGUCAAUGAAUUGGCACUACUAUCCAUUGGGGUGGUCAUUGGUUGGACUCCUUUCCUGUGUAUUGUCCUUUCCUACCUCUAUAUUAUCUCCACCAUCUUGAGGAUCCGAUCCUCCAAGGGGAGACAAAAGGCCUUUUCCACCUGUGCCUCCCACCUGACCAUUGUCCUUCUCUAUUAUGGCAGCACCAUCUUCACAUAUGGACGACCCAUCUCAACAUAUUCACUGGAGAAAGACAGGCUGAUCUCAGUAUUGUAUAGUAUUGUUACCCCCAUGCUAAAUCCUAUAAUCUACUCCUUGAGGAAUAAGGAUAUUCAAGAGGCUAUGCAAGUUAUGGGGAGAAAGUGGAAGGCUUCAAGCUCCCUCUCUUUUGAUGUGUAAGUUUUUCUUUUCUAAGAAGAUGACAUUACAAAACUGGCCAUUUUACUUAUAGAGCUGAUUUUGGCUAAUUACUCUCAAACAAAAGUAAAAGUCAAUGCAAAUUUUCACAUCCAGCACUUUCAGAAACACUCUCGCUAAAAAUACUAUAUGAAAUAUUUAAAUUUUUUCAGAGAGAUCAGUUAAUGUAAAAGAUAGUGAGGAAUCACAAAUCUAAUAUUGAACAGAGUUGAAAAUACAAAGAUGUGAAAUUGGCAUUAGCGACCCUCUCUUAUGAGGACUUCUGAUAAUCCUGAAGAAGUGUUUGAGGUUCUGAAUAGUGUUUUGACAUCCUUGUAAGAUUAGAGAGCUAAAAAUGGAGUCUUGAGCUAGUUAAUUGAAACAACUAUUAUCCUCUAUUUUAUCUGGUAAACUUAUCAAUAACUUACGUGCCUAGUGACUACCAUAUUGGACCAUGCAUCCAUAGAACAGUUCUUUCCUUGCCGUUAAUAGACAGUGCUUCUCUGAAAGAAGAAGUAUUAGAUGGGCAGCUUUGCUUUAAGAGAUAUCACAACCAAUUGCAAAAUGAAAACAACAGUAUGUUAAUGGUUCAGUGAUAAAUUGAUCAUUGGAAUAAACUAGAGAAUCCAGAAAAAGUCCCCUGAAUAAACAUAUUUAUUUGAUUACAUGAUAGAAGAGGCCAGAAG
This is a messenger RNA of Sus scrofa (pig), 1856 nucleotides long. NCBI's taxonomy places the organism in Eukaryota, Metazoa, Chordata, Mammalia, Artiodactyla, Suidae. The record is from RefSeq and is a predicted model, not a curated record.